Amborella trichopoda is the source of this 708-nucleotide messenger RNA. RefSeq lists its product as hypothetical. Lineage: Eukaryota; Viridiplantae; Streptophyta; Magnoliopsida; Amborellales; Amborellaceae. The record is from RefSeq and is a predicted model, not a curated record.
AUUCUGCCUCACCGGCACGAAACUACAAACACGGAGAGCAUGGAUUCCAAACGUGUGAUGUCGUUCUGCCGUCUCCCUUUCUCUCUCUAACUUCUUAUUCCCGCUUCAACUCCAAAGAGGGUGAGAGAGAGAGAAAGGGGUGCUGACUGACAAGUUGGAGAGAGAGAGAGAGAGAGGUGGUGAGUUGCAGAUUAGAGAGAGAGAGAGGGAGGGGAGCAAUGGCGUCGUCUGAUUGGGGACCAGUAGUUCUUGGGGUUCUGUUAUUUAUACUGUUUUCUCCUGGUUUGUUGUUUGAGUUGCCUGGAAAUACGAGGCAUGUGGAGUUUGGGAGCAUGAAAACCAAUGGAAAAGCUGUUGUGGUUCACUCUCUCAUCUUCUUCACUGUCUUCACCAUACUCAUCCUCGCUGUGGGUGUACACAUCAACGCUGGUUAACCAAAUCUCUCUCUAGAUUUCUCAUUUAUUGAUUUCUCUCCUCUCUCUCUAGGUUUCUCUAUCUCUCUCGGUUUCUCGGUGAGUUGCUCAGUCUAUCCUCUCUCUGUUAUGUCUGUUAUGUUGUUCUGACCUCUCUACUCCCCUGUUUCCAUUUCUAUUUCUUUUUUUUCCUCUCUCUUGACAAAAAAAAAAAAAGGGAGAGAUACAAAAAAUUUGUGUCUCCAAUUAUGUAUCGGACGAUUAUCAUUAUCAAUAUACUUUUCUUCUUUCAUAA